AUGCCAAGACAAAUGAGUCUCCUUCGAAGACAGAAACCGCAACCAAAACGGACGAAAGUGGCGACUCAAGCGACGCUAAUGCCAAAUCGUCCACCUAAAAACAAUGCUUUCAUGUAUUGGCUAGCAUUCGCAUGGAAACAGCAAUGUCAUCAACUCAUUUCAGAGUAUCGUCACGUCCGAUCUACCAUAGACAAGCUCACUCCUCUUGUGUGCGUGUGUCAGACUCGUCGAGGCAAUCUUCGCAUUGGCUUUGUGUUCAUCUUGACUCCUCUCUUUGCAUCACACUUCUUCCAUCUUCACCGUACCCUUCGUCUUGUCUCAACCUGUGGAUUUCAUAACCGCUCUCUCGUCCGCUCAGAUAGCUCAGCCACCGUCCCGCACAUUCAUCACAACCUCGUAUCUCCUCGUAGCCGCAACGUGGCCUGCUCGAGCAAAUUGCACCGCAAGAAGCUUGUCAUUCUCCUCUCAUCUAGCUGCUCAGUACAUCAACCAGCUUUUCAUCUCACACACCGCAUUCAACCUCGAAACAGCAUACUCAGCCAAGACCAACGAUCGUCUUUGCAUCGCCCCGACCCACCUGAAUUCCCUUCAGCACCAACACAGCAUCUAGACAUCAUGGCUACUUCAAUGCAAUUCGGUCCCGAGUGGAUGCGAAAGGGUCCCACCAGCAAAUCCGGCGGCAAGGAACAGCCGACCUCUUCCGCGCCGUCAGCCGCCACCAGUCCAGGCACCGGUCCAGUCACAGGAAAUGCAGCUCCCAGCAGCGCAAACAACGGCGGCAAGCGCAAUGGCGCGGGUAACCUAUCGGGUCCUGCACCUGUUGUUAGUCCUGCGGUCGCCAGCCCGGGCGCUUUUUCGUUUGCAGCCGCUGCAGCUGCGGCAACUGCGCAAGCCUCGGAUCGCAACGGCACGCAUGCUUCCACCCAGCAUGGCUCAUCGGUCGGCAACGAUAGCGACGUCUCGGCGGGUCUGCUCAAUGGCGGCUCGGCGGCGCUUGCCAAGGACAAGAUCACGCGCGAAAAGCUGCUCAGCUUGUACAGCUCGGAUCGUUCAGGCAAGACGCCCAGCGCAGACCCCUCACCCGUGGACGCCGUCGCACCCGUGACUGGCUCAGGUCCCGAACGCUCUUCCAGCACUUCACGCAGGAAGGGUGGAUCCGAUCGUCGCCCUUCUGCCUUUGCCGAAUUCGGCGGUGUGGGCGGCGGUCCCCUCUCACCUAGUCUAGGCAGCAACGAACCUCGCGGACUCAACGCACGCUCGACGUCCGGAGGCUCGACUGGAGCAUUUGGUUCCGCUGCUACCUCGAAUUGGGACAAGACGGAUAAGGAGCGUCCUGGCCUGUUCCAGCGCGCUUCGAGCGGUGCGCUGGCAGGCGUCACCUCCAACUCUGGCUCUCGACCACUCUCGCCUUCGGUUUCGCGUGAUCGAUUCAGCGGUAUUCAAGGUGGUGUUCUUUCCGGUGUCGCACCGCCCGCCCGCAAGAGGAUGGACAGCAACGAUGGCGGCACGGGCACAGUCGAGGGUUCUCGAGCUGGUCGUUCGCUUAAGGGCAGUCAGGACGAGACGAGCGCCCCGCAAACCAUCAACGGUGCUUCGUCCGGCGCCAUGGGAGGCUCUUGGGGUCGAUCUGCGCAAUCUGCGCAGACAGUCGGCACUGGCGGUGGCGUUCUGGGUGCCUUUUCGGACGCUUUCAGCUCCAAUCGAGUAAGAGGGCGCAAUGCAUCGGCCGUCGCCGAUCCUGCCUCUCAGUCGAGUGCCACUGCUACCCCAGCUUCUGCUACAGUAUCAUGUGUUGCUGCUCCCUCCUCUGCUCCUGUCGCGCACUCGGCGACCUCCCAACCUAUCGUACCCAGCGCCAACCCCGAAGGUCUGAGCAUUUCUGCGCGCUUUGCACGACACAAGGACCGCCUGCCCGGCGAAGGUCCCAUCGGCCCCCCCUCGGACGGCAGCAUCGGCUUUGGGAAGGCGUCUGGAUUCGACCGCAGGCGAGAGCGUCAGACCACACAGACGAGAUCCAUGCAGUCGCAUGCUCCAAGGGGCGAUGCUGCCGCUGCCAACGCGAGCACAGCGGCCGCCGCUGCUGACGCGAGCUCGAUCCCAGCCGAAAAAGCGAACGUCGAUCAAGUGCAACAUGGCACCCAGAAUGCCGCCACAGCAGACUUUGGGCUUGCCAGCGACGAUACAGAUCUUGCUCAGCACGCCUCUGCCGUGCUCGGUUCGCUCAAACUCGACGACGACGACAGCCCCGGCUUGCCUUCCGCCUCUGCUCUGGCUCAGGAUCAGCGCCAUGCUGCUAUCACUGAUGACGGCUUUCCUCGAGAGCGUGACCUCAGAGAUCGCUUUGAUCAAUCCCUUCAGCCGCAUUCCGGUAUGCAGUCGACCGCCCCGUGGUCACCAGAGUCAUCCAUGUGGCUCUACAGAGAUAUGGCUGGCAACGUGCAAGGUCCCUUCAGCAGUCUCAUGAUGCAGGAUUGGUACUCGCAGCAGUACUUCGCCGACGAUCUGCUCAUCAAGCGUCAGGAGGAUGGCGAGUUCAAGCCACUCGCUCAGGUUGUGUCCGCCAUUGGCAACGCCAUGCAGCCCUUUGUCAUCCCUCCCUCGAGCUGGCUCCACCCUCCUGCUCUGCCAAGGUCCGCUUUUGACGGCAGGCUUGGCAGCGGCGAAAACUUGCUCGGCACGGAGCAGAGUCGCUUCAGCGACACUUUCGACCGAUCUUGGCAAGGAUCGGCCGGCAGGCAUCAGCAACAGUCGCAGGAGCAGCAGCAGCCACAGCAACCGCAGCAGCCGCAGCAGCAUGGCUGGCCUGCUCCUCUGAGUCUUGGUGGCCUGGGAAGCGCCGGUCCAUCACCCGCUUCACCCUUUGGUCGCCCUGAUAUGUUCUCCGCGAACCAAUCGGGAAUGCGCAACCAGGACGACCUCAUGUCCAUCCUCCGUGAACGUGAGCUGCACGAGCAGCGUCAAGCUGCAGCAGCCGCCGCUUCGCGCGGUCCAGGCGGCAUGCACCUCGGCCAACUCGACACAUUCGGUGGAGGUCUCGGACGAUCCGGGUGGGGCAACGAGUCGGCCAUGACGCCUUCGCAAUGGACCGGCAUCGGACACGCCGGUCUCGGACAUUUCGGCGAUGGUGGUGUCGGCGGUCGCCAAAGCCCACUCGUCGGCGAUCGAGCCGUCUUUGACGGAUUCGGCCACCAGCAGAGGCAGAACUUCGACCAGGCUGGCAGUCCAUGGAGCAACAAGGCUUCGCUCAACGCCACUCGAUCGCAGUUCGAUCCCAUCCGUCCGACGCAGCACGGACAGUGGGCCGAGCAACAAGCGCCUUGGAGCCACUCGGCAACGACGCCCGACGUCAACAACCGUCAGAUGGACUUCACCGAAGCCAUGUUGCGGAACGAAGCGAUCAAGGCCGCGGAUCCUAUCGGUACGCCUCGACGCGCACGUUCGCCUGCACCCCAACACGACAUGACCCAAAGCUAUCAGCAGUCUGCUGAGCAGCGGGACGAGAUGCACAAGUCUUUCGAAAACGCCUUCCCCGCCCCUGUGGCAGAUGCGCAAUCGUCUUUCGAUUCGCAAGCCAGUGCCGCUCCGCUUGCUGCCGGCAACUUGGAGGAAAAAGCCUCUGCUGCAGCACAGGCUGACGUCAGCGCUGAAGCAAACACGGCCGUGACUCCGCAGAAGAAGCAGAACAAGAAGGAGGCGCAAAAGGCGGCCGCUGCGGCUGCGGCUGCGACCAGUGCUGCUCAGGACGCUUCCGUGCCUGCAAAGACGAUCGAAUCGGACAUUCCUCCUCCCGAGGCGUUCACCGCACACGAGCCUCGUCCCGAAGAGCUCUGGCCUCAAUCUCCCAAGGCAGUCGAGUUCGCUUCCGAACCGGAGCUGUCUGGCAUGCCUGCCCUCACACUCCCUUACAACAAGUCGGCGAAGGACGCCAAGCGCGAAUCGCGAUCCGCACUGCAGCGUCAGACUUCGGAUGCUUUCCGCGUCGUCCCUGGAAGCGGCGAGCCGGUAACCCGCACUGCUGCCGCUGCUACUGCUCGCUCUACCGCCGCAGGCAACGUUCGCGUUGUUUCGCAGGAGCAGUUCCGACGAAACGUUGACGGAGCCUCCACCGCCACGCAGGCUCCGCUCUCCGACUGGCUCAACGAUGCAAACGUCGUCGAGGCGACCGCGCCUGCGAGUCGACCGGCUCCUUGGGCUGCCGCAAAGGAAGACGCGACGGCUCCGACCGGUCCGAGCCUGCGCGAGAUCCAGGAAGCCGAAGCGAAGCGCGCAGAGGCCAGACGUGCAGCUGAAAAGGCGGCUGCGCGUGCUCGUAUGGUCGCUUCGCCAAGCGCCGGCGAGGAGCUGCCGACCACGCUGAGCUGGGGUCUUGCUUCGGCGCCUGCUUCCAAGAACGUCGGCAAUGCUGCUGCUGGCAGCGGCAACGAUGCUGCUUCAGCUAGUCCUGCCGCACCUGCUUGGAACGCUGGCAAGACCGCACCCAAGAAGACGCUCAUGGAGAUCCAGGAGGAGGAGAGGAAGCGGGCUGAAAAGGUCAAGGCUCAGCAGGCUGCUCAGGCGAUCGCGCUGCGUAAAGGGUAUGCGGAUUCGGCUAGCAGGAGCACGUCUGCGUCGAAUCUGCAUGGUGCUGCGAAUGCUGCGGCGGCGGGCGGAGGUGCGUGGUCGGUGGUUGGUGCGAGCGGGAAACCUUCCACUCCGAGCGGAACUCCUAGCACGACAGGUGCUGCGACAGGUGGUGCACUUGCUUCGUCGGGAGGCUUUGCAUCUGCUACAGCAUCGCCGCUUGCUUCGCGACCGACGACGGCUUCUCGUACCGCUUCUCCCAGCAUCCCUGCCUCUACCUCCGGUAGCGCAUGGUCUGUUGUCGGUAACAAACCACCUGCUGCUGCACCAGCGUCACCUUCACCAGCCACACGAAUCUCGCCCUCCGCAUCGGCGCUUCUCAGUUCUCCCUCCGUUGUCGGUAAAACGAACCGGGCAGCUGAUCCGAACGCACCGUCCGCCGAGUUCAUCCGGUACUGCAAGGACAACCUGCAGGGCUUGACGAUCAAGACGGACGACUUCAUCGACAUGCUGCUGCAGUUUCCGUUGGAUCCGAGUGCCGAUGUGAUCGAGAUCAUCGCCGAGACGGUGUAUGCGAACAGCAGUACGUUGGAUGGGAGGCGGUUUGCGAGCGAUUUCGUGAGCAAGAGGAAGAUGGACGUACAGGGCAGGACGGGUGGCGGGAAGUGGGGGCAGGGGUUGGGAGGAAUGGGGGCGAUGGGAAGUGCGGGGUUGGGGGUGAAGAAGGUUCCGGUGAUGGGAGGUGAGGCAAAGGUGAAGCCGCAAGGGGGCGUGGUGGGCAGCGAUGCCGGGUUCAAGGUUGUUAAGGGGAAGGGGGCGAAGGGGAAGCGUUGA
Molecule: messenger RNA, 5394 nt
Organism: Pseudozyma hubeiensis SY62
Lineage: Eukaryota; Fungi; Basidiomycota; Ustilaginomycetes; Ustilaginales; Ustilaginaceae
Exons: 3
Coding region: 1-5394 (1797 amino acids)
Molecular function (GO): protein binding
Source: RefSeq, a predicted model, not a curated record